ACCAGGGGCGGCUGAGGCCCCCACUCCUCGCUCCCCUCCGCGUCGCGCUCAGUGGAGCGGCCUGGCCGAGUUCCGGUUCCGGUUGCUGCCGCCCCGGGCGGGCUGGCGGGCGCUGAGGCUGGGGCGAGCUCGCCGUUGGUGCUCGGCUCGGCACCUCCCACCCGCCGCACCCUGGGGCUGCUGCCGCGCGGGGGCCUGCGCCGCCCCCGACCCCCCUGCCAGGCGAUGGUGCAACCCGAGGGAGCGCCCGUCCCCCCCCGCCGCUGACCCGGGUCCUCCACUCCAUGGCCGCUUCGGCGCCGCCCCCACCGGACAAGCUGGAGGGAGGUGGCGGCCCCGCACCGCCCCCUGCGCCGCCCAGCACCGGGAGGAAGCAGGGCAAGGCCGGUCUGCAAAUGAAGAGCCCAGAAAAGAAGCGAAGGAAGUCAAAUACUCAGGGUCCUGCGUACUCACAUCUGACGGAGUUUGCACCACCCCCAACUCCCAUGGUGGAUCACCUGGUGGCAUCCAAUCCUUUUGAGGAUGACUUCGGAGCACCUAAGGUGGGGGGCACAGCCCCUCCAUUCCUUGGAAGUCCUGUUCCCUUUGGAGGCUUCCGUGUACAAGGGGGCAUGGCAGGCCAGGUACCCCCAGGCUAUGGCACUGGGGGUGGUGGGGGUCCCCAGCCUCUUCGUCGACAACCCCCUCCUUUCCCUCCUAACCCUAUGGGCCCUGCUUUCAACAUGCCCCCCCAGGGGCCUGGCUACCCACCACCAGGCAACAUGAACUUUCCCAGCCAACCCUUCAAUCAGCCUCUGGGUCAAAACUUUAGUCCUCCUGGUGGGCAGAUGAUGCCUGGCCCAGUGGGGGGAUUUGGCCCCAUGAUUUCACCUACCAUGGGACAGCCUCCCAGAGGGGAGCUGGGCCCGCCUACUCUGCCCCAACGCUUUGCUCAGCCAGGGGCGCCUUUUGGACCUUCUCUCCAGAGACCUGGGCAGGGACUCCCCAGCCUGCCCCCCAACACCAGUCCCUUCCCUGGUCCUGACCCUGGCUUUCCUGGCCCUGGUGGUGAAGAUGGAGGGAAGCCCUUGAAUCCACCUGCUCCCACUGCUUUUCCCCAGGAGCCCCACUCAGGCUCCCCGGCUGCUGCUGUCAAUGGGAAUCAGCCCAGUUUUCCUCCGAACAGCAGUGGGAGGGGUGGGGGCACUCCAGAUGGCAAUAGCCUGGCACCCCCUGGCAAAGCAGGCGGAGGCUCAGGGCCCCAGCCCCCGCCGGGCCUGGUGUACCCUUGUGGUGCCUGUCGGAGUGAGGUGAAUGACGACCAGGAUGCAAUUCUGUGCGAGGCCUCUUGCCAGAAGUGGUUUCACCGCGAGUGCACAGGCAUGACCGAGAGCGCCUACGGACUGCUGACCACUGAGGCCUCUGCCGUCUGGGCCUGCGACCUCUGCCUCAAGACCAAGGAGAUCCAGUCCGUCUAUAUCCGAGAGGGCAUGGGGCAGCUGGUGGCAGCUAACGAUGGGUGAUACUGGUGAAGUGGCCCAGGGAAGCGCACAUGUCCCUCCCUGCUCUUCCAGGGUGAUUGUUUCCAUGUCUGGCUCUUGGUCCUUGUUUCCACUGGCUUCCCAUCCCCAUGGGGGUAGAAACAUGAGGACUUUUGGGGGACAAAAAGAGGUGGGCAGACAGAAGAGCCUGGAUUGCUCACUUCUCUGGAAACUUACCUGUUGAGCGCCACAGAGAUCCAGGAAACCAAAGUCCUGCCGAGUAGAGCCAUUUUCUUGUGUGGCUCUCUGGAGGCCUAGGGGGUAUGACUGCAAGAGAAAGAGGCUGGAGGAAGAUGUGG
Messenger RNA from Condylura cristata (star-nosed mole), 1819 nucleotides. It is a transcript of the gene PYGO2, whose product is annotated as pygopus family PHD finger 2. The transcript has 3 exons. The coding region runs from base 285 to 1502 and encodes 405 amino acids. Lineage: Eukaryota; Metazoa; Chordata; Mammalia; Eulipotyphla; Talpidae. The record is from RefSeq and is a predicted model, not a curated record. Gene Ontology annotation, biological process: spermatid nucleus differentiation; kidney development.